CAACACUCAAAUUAUAUUAUAUAACUUACAACACGUAAUCUAUUUCGUUUUUCUUCACCAAGGGAAAUAGUUUUACUUUCUCUUGCAAAAUAUGGGUGGUGAGACGAUCAUACCUCCUACCUCCACUUCUGAGGAAGAAUACUCAGUAGACCAAGAUUUCCCACUUCCAUCAUUGACUUCCCUAAACCCCACUUUGCUUAGGGAUUACUUGAGAAUGAAGGCUGAAGAUGGAAAAAAUGAAAGCGAUAGGUUGUUUUUAGAAGAAUUUGAUAAGAUGGGUCCUCAGUCAUCUUCUCCGGACUUUGAAGCUUAUCACAAGAGGAGACAGAAGGUUUACAAAGAGGUUUUGCAGAGUUAUGAUCAAUUGCGGGUUCGAAGUAAGAGUCUAAACGAGGCAAAGUACAAGGUUUUGAGUUAUUUCCCAGGAACAUGGAUUGAGAAUGUUGGUGGCAAGAAACUGAGUGAUUACGAUGUUCCAAAAACAACAUCACUCCUUUUGAUUGGUCCAAAAGGGUGUGGAAAAAGUAGUCUUGUCAAUAAAAUUUCCAGGGUGUUGGAGGAUGACAAUUUUGCACCAGAACGUGCUCAAAUAUCAUAUAAUCCAUCUGUUGGAGAUGGGACCUACUAUCUUCAAGGAUACAUGAUCCCAAGAGGUUCAGCUUCAUUCUGUCUUUAUGAUUCCAGGGGCUUGGCCGAUGGCACCUCUGAAAACAUUAAUAUGAUUCAAAAUUGGAUGAAUAAUGGUGUUCGUCAUGGGGAACCUGUUAUCAGGAAAUCUGAUGAUUCCAGUUUAAGGAGAAAAAUGAAAUUUAAACCACGAGAGCUAGAUUGGAAGUUCUGCAGGCCCCAGAUGGUUAAUUUUGUCAUUUUUGUUGUUGAUGCGGUUUCUGUUUUGAAAUCCAUUGAGGGUGAUGGCGUGGAAGACUUACUCUGCUUGCAGAUGAUCAGCGAGGUUUUCAAGCAACCGUGCUUAUCAUUUAAAGAUGAUAAACCUGUUGUCGUUAUCACACAUGGAGAUUUACUUUCAAUUGCUGACCGUGUUCGUGCCCGUGUUUAUUUGGGAGAGCUGCUUGGUAUUCCACCUGCAAAACAAAUUUUUGAUAUUCCAGAAAACCAUGAUCCAGUAACAGAGUUGACAAUUGUUGAUAUGCUGCGCUACUCACUUGAGCACGCAGAUCGAAAUCUUCCGUACAAGAACUGGGUAAUGGAAAAUGUUCGCAAAGUCCCUCUAUUUUCAUGGUUAUGUGUGCUAGCAAUGCUGCUGGGUAUUGCCUCAGGAAUGGCUUGCAUGCGAUAUUUGCAUAUGAGGCAUCCUCGGGAAUCAGAACUUAACAUAGUUUGGCAUACAAUCCGGCAUAUAUGGUAAAGAUAAAAUAAAGUUGGCUUUCUUUAUUUGGUUUGAUACCCUUCAACCCAGUUCAUAAACUACACGAAUGCAUUCUAUACGAAUGCAUAUGUAAAUGGUUUGAUCUUUUUGAUGUAUGUGGAACUUAAGUUUAUUGGAAUAAAGCUUUGGUAUUAUUUGGGGGUUGACCUUUACA
Molecule: messenger RNA, 1541 nt
Organism: Gossypium raimondii (Peruvian cotton)
Lineage: Eukaryota; Viridiplantae; Streptophyta; Magnoliopsida; Malvales; Malvaceae
Exons: 9
Coding region: 92-1366 (424 amino acids)
Source: RefSeq, a predicted model, not a curated record